Messenger RNA from Halichondria panicea, 1737 nucleotides. RefSeq lists its product as uncharacterized. The record is from RefSeq and is a predicted model, not a curated record. The transcript is spliced from 3 exons. Gene Ontology annotation, molecular function: protein binding. Lineage: Eukaryota; Metazoa; Porifera; Demospongiae; Suberitida; Halichondriidae. Bases 90 to 1721 code for a protein of 543 amino acids.
AAUUAAUUGUCAUCUGACCACUUUAAUUAGAUUCAGUGGAGAUAAAUAUAAAACUCAGCUAGCUGGAACAGUCAAAGUACGUAUCGACUAUGUAUAUGGAUAUGGUUCACGAGGAUAUAUCUUUGCCUUGUAGAUCUAGUUACAACAUAUUUCUUCAUUGCACUACAACAAAGCAAUCCGAACAGAAAGUGGUGAGUUUCGACAACACUCCUCUGAAUAUUUUGGAUGUGAAACGACAAAUCGAAAAACGUUUUAGCAUUCCAGUUUGUGUGCAAGUCAUUGCGUACAAUAGUUGCAUCUUAAAAGAUGAUACCAUACUGAUAGCACUGAGAAUUCGUGACGGGGACACCUUCCAUGUGAAAUACUUGGAGAAAGGUCAUUGCUCUGAGAUUGUUGAAAUCAUUGAUUGGAUGAGACUUGUUUUGGCUGGAAUUCAGCUUGAGAAUCCUUCAGCUACUGUUGACAUGAGUUGGGAGCUCAAUAAUCUGGUCACACGAGGUAUAAAUAAUGAGAUGAUUCAGUCUCUUGCUUUUAAGUAUUUUUUUCCGUGGCUUGACCCAGUGAAGUAUGUGAACAAGCUCCACUUUGCUUACCAUGGUGGUGUUGAGAUCUUAAUGGAGUUGGAUGGAGCUUUACUUCAGGAAAAAUGGCAGGAAAGGCAUAUGAUAUUACAACUCGUUGAAUCGUUGUUGUUGAGAGUCAUAUGGAAUCUUUCAGAAACUUUUCCUCUACGCCGAGCUAUAACUAAGAAUAAGGGCAUUGAGAGAUGUAUUCAGUCGAUGCUUCACUACAAACUGGAGGAAGGGAGCCGAUUUGAGUAUGUAGUAUCCAACCAUUCAUUUGAGGGAGUACUGAGAGAUACUAUUGUUGGUGGGCUGGGAGUGUUAUGCAAUUUGAGUGAACUACCAGAGUGUCACUUGGAAAUAGCCUCCAACGAAGAUGCUUUGGAGCAGAUGACUAACAUCGGUGCAUCACCAUAUCUGCCAAUUGAUUGCUCGCAUCAUGUGGUGACCAUUUUCCUCUGUCUGGCCCACACUCCUGGAACACAUGAGAAGAUAAGCAAGCCCAGGUAUCUUACAAAACUGCUGGAUGCUCUCAGCAUUGAAAGAGAUCUGGAUGCAGACCAGCUCGAUAUUGACCGUAUACCAGACUGCUCUCACCUUCUUCUCAGGUAUUUUGUCCUCCUAUUCUUGGCUCAAGUGGCUCUAGCGUCACCACAGUGCAUCCCUACUGACUUACACCUAACCAUCAUCGAUGAAAUGAUGUUACUAUUGCGAUUCACAUGCUAUGAGAUUAUCAGGCGCGGUGAACUGACGCAGAAUUAUGUGUGGUGUACGUACAUACCCUACAUCAAGCUUGCCUAUAUUCCAAGUACCCCGCAUAUAAACAAUCCAGCUUGCAUUCUACAGGUGUGGAGUUUGGAAAUAAUCAUAUUUGCACUUCAAAAUAUGCUUGGUCGUGAAAAUCAUAGAGAAUUUCUCGUGAAAGAAGGACUUUUAGAUUUUGUUACAUGUAUGCCACAGUACGUCCCCCCUUCAUUGAAAUCCCGAGCUACAAACCUGGUGCAAAUGGUUGCUUCUUCUCCAGAUGUCCCAGAGGGACCUCCCAAACUGCUGAACUUGGUGAAAGCACGAUUAGCUAAAAUGCACUUUGGAUUGGAGAAUGUUCUUUCUAUGUCUGUCAGCGAAAUUGUUUCUCAAGCUUUUGCCACCAAUUUUUAACCAACAUUCGUACUUU